CUCUUCCAAUCAGACAGGGAACCCUUCAUUGACGUCACGGGGUGGGCGGGGCCUCUCCAGGUUUCCCUCGCACGUGGUCUGCUGUGGCUUGGAAGGAGAAGCCGGGGAAGCUGCUUUUCCCUUGGCGGGGCCCUGAGUCUCCGCUGGGCUGCAGGGUGGUCGCCCUUGCCAAAAGGAGGCAAAUGCUCCUGCGGGGACAAAGGCAGGACAGCCCACGCCACCCAGACUUCCCCUGCAGAUACCUGUUCAUCAAGCAGCCACGUUCCACAUUUCCAGGGCAUGGAGCUUGCUUCUCAAACGUGGCCAGUGAAUAUGACUGCUGCAAACCGCACAGAGACUUUAGCACUACUGUCUCAGCACUCCCCUCCUCCCUCCAAUGAGAGCCCUCUUUACAGCGACUAUCAACCGCCUGUCUUUGACCUUCUUCCUAUACCCAAGGCUGUGCUUUACAUGCUCAUGGCUGCUGCUGUGGUGGUGAGUGUGGCCUAUGCCAUUGUAGGCCACUUGAUCAAGGACUUGGCACAUGACCUGGCAGACUGCCUGCUGGGACCACAGCCUGAGGAACCUGACAAAGAAGAGACAGAGCCUUCACCUUUUUCAGGCUUCCAGCCCUCCCUCCUAGCCAAGACUCGUGCGUGCACCUGCUCAACACACCAUGCUGCAGAGGUACAUAUAACUCUAGAAGAGAUACCACAGACAACCUAAGGACUGGAAAAAUAAGAAAUAGCCUUGCAGAAAAUGAAGGGGCAGGCCUGAGUUCUUGGCUUCCUGAGCUGAGUGGGAAGGAACAAGCACAAAAGCCAAGAAGAAGGAGCUAGCCAAGCAUAUCAAGGAGUAAGCAACUGUUCUGCAGCAGCCGCCCCAUAUACUCCUACCAAUGGCUAGUUGUUGCCGUCCUGGAACUGCUUCCUGUGUGGUGUUAAUUCAACUUCCAGGAGCCUUUGCUUUAGGCCAUGGCCAGACAGAGCUUUGGUCUAAACAGCCCCAAAUCUUUCUUGAUGCUACAAAGAACUGAGGGAGAGUUCUUGGACUUCUGCCCAUCGACUAUGGCCCAUGAAUUAGCCUACUGUCUUGGAGCUACACGGCUUUCAUUGACUCACCCAUGAGGAGUAAGAUCAAACCUAGAAUGAUGAGGUAAAGCCUACAAAACAAAAAAAGAUCAACCACUCAGUCAUCAAAACACAGCUUCCACUGAGGAGUCUUCAUUCCGGCAGGCAGAACAACCAAGGUUUUGAGAGGACAUGUGUGAUUCCUGUAGCUCUGCCAUCUUAAAGACAUUUUUGGUACAAUAAAAACCUGCUGUUCACUUUAACAAUUUUCCUUGUGCCAUUAUACUCCCCGACAGGUAUUAGUUAUCCUUCAUUAUUUAGCACCCACCUACGUCUACUCCUUUUUGACAGACAGUAUACUGAUCCUUGUCAAUCAUCUAAGCCUUGCAACAGGUCCAGUACAUCUCAAUUCUGGCCAUUAACGGAGACUUUCUUCUAAGGAGGUCUGAAAACUGAUCACAAAGGAAAUAUAAUUACACUGUGUAACAAAAUUUGGACAUUUUUCUGUUCCUGGUUUGAAAGUGUUAUUUCCUAUUUAAUUAUGCAGUGCUUACUUUGAAAGUAGUAGUUAUACUCCAGAAACUUCGUUUUUGUGUUUGACACAAACUAUGUUGAAUUGGUUGAGACUCUGUGAGAUAUUCACUGAAAAACUAUAGCAAAUUGUGCUGCAGGAUGUCUCACAAAAACAAUGUUUUUGCAGUUUAAUAAACUUUUUUCAAUGAUGGAACCAAUAAAGUAAUGAAACUUACAACCCAGGAACAAAAAUCGUGUUACAUAAUGUUAUGUGCAUGGUGCCAGAAUGCCUACUGAUUCCUUUCCAAAAUCAAUUCCCAUGUACCCAACCAAGAACAUAUCCUUUAGUAUUGAAAAAGUCAUAGAUCUACUAUUAUGCCCCAGAUACUCCUCUGACCUACAUUUGGGGGGGGGGGGG
Messenger RNA from Anolis carolinensis (green anole), 1980 nucleotides. RefSeq names its product small integral membrane protein 44-like. NCBI's taxonomy places the organism in Eukaryota, Metazoa, Chordata, Lepidosauria, Squamata, Anolidae. The record is from RefSeq and is a predicted model, not a curated record. Bases 280 to 705 code for a protein of 141 amino acids. The transcript has 3 exons.